AGCUUGGCGAGUUCUCAUUAAACUGCCUGCGACAGCCCGCCCGUAGUGAAUUUUGAGAAGGGCUUGAUGAUUGCCUUGCCUUUGUACGCCUGCGCAGUACAAGUCUAAAUACUUUCGACUUCUUUCUGACUUCGUCCUGCUUGUUCUUCUCAUAGCCCCUCGGAUCAACCUGCUCGCCCUUUCAUUUAUCUCGCACUAAAAGUCCUCCUAUCGCGGCGACUCCCUCCCGCUCACCCUUGUCGCCCCAGCCCACUUGUUGCUUUUCUCUCCUCCGAGCAGCAUAUUUACGAUUGACCCUCCUCAAAAUGGUCAAGGAUACAAAAUACUACGACAUACUGGGGGUUGACCCCUCAGCCUCAGAGCCUCAACUCAAGUCAGCUUACAAGAAGGGCGCGCUCAAACACCAUCCAGGUAUUUCUGCCCGGCCUUCGCCAUAUUAGGGGCAGCAACUCACGUUCUGCAGAUAAGAAUGCACACAAUCCCGAUGCGGCAGAGAAAUUCAAAGACCUUUCAAAAGCCUACGAAGUCCUCUCAGAUCCCCAGAAGAGACAGCUCUACGAUCAGUAUGGAGAAGAAGGCCUUGAGCAAGGCGGAAUGGGAGGUGGAAUGGCCGCAGAAGACCUAUUUGCACAAUUCUUCGGCGGCGGUUCAGCUUUCGGUGGAAUGUUCGGUGGCGGCAUGCGUGAAACCGGCCCAAAGAAAGCCAGAACAAUCCACCAUGUUCACAAGGUCUCUCUCGAAGAUAUCUACCGAGGCAAAGUCUCCAAGUUGGCCCUCCAGAAGUCCGUCAUCUGCCCUGCUUGUGAGGGACGUGGUGGCAAAGAGGGUGCGGUCAGAACAUGCGCUGGCUGCAACGGUGCGGGUAUGAAGACUAUGAUGCGCCAAAUGGGACCCAUGAUCCAGCGCUUCCAGACCAUCUGUCCUGACUGCCAGGGCGAAGGAGAGACCAUUCGCGACCGUGACCGAUGCAAACGGUGCAUGGGCAAGAAGACUAUUGUCGAGCGCAAGGUCCUUCAUGUCCACGUUGACCGUGGUGUGAAGAGCGGGCACAAGAUUGAAUUCCGUGGCGAAGGUGAUCAAAUGCCAGGUGUUCUUGCUGGUGACGUUGUGUUUGAGAUUGAGCAGAAGCCUCACCCAAGGUUCCAGCGCAAGGAUGACGACCUGUUCUAUCAUGCUGAGAUUGAUCUGUUGACUGCUCUAGCUGGCGGUCAGAUCUAUAUCGAGCAUCUUGACGAUCGAUGGUUGACGGUCAACAUCUUCCCUGGCGAGCCGAUCACCCCUGGUUCUAUCAGAGUGAUCAAAGGUCAGGGUAUGCCGUCUUUCCGUCAUCACGACUUUGGCAACCUUUACAUCCAAUUCGACGUCAAGUUCCCCGACAAGAGCGAAAUCAAGAACGUCGAACUCCUGGAACAAAUCCUGCCACCUCGUAUGCAGCAGAAGCUCCCAGCUGCAGACUCAAUGGUGGAAGACUAUGAUCUGGAAGAAGUUGAUGCUCGCCAACAAGCUCGAGCACAAGGUGCGACCAUGGAUGAAGACGAAGAAGAUGGCAUUCCUGCGGGUGCGGAGAGAAUGCAAUGUGCUUCGCAGUGAUUACAAUGUGACACGAAGGAUACGAGAGCACGUCAACCAAAGUGAGUCGAGAUGAUAAGAAGGGAGGCAUCUAGAUGCGAAUGAGCUCCCUGCAUUAGCGAGCGUGGGGUUUCCGCAUCCGAUGCAUCCAAUCACUGGAGCAUCUGCAUUGGCCGGCGUUGAUGGAAAGGUCUCAUGGAUUCGUCUCAUGGCGUUUGUACUGUACGGAAUGCACCUGGACUGGGGCUACGGUCGCACAAGGAACGGCUGUGCUGAAUGUCCUCCGAGGCUGAGCACUUCUAAUGAGAACCGGCUUUUUUGGGCUGCAGCGAAUAUUAGAUAGCCUUGCUUUGCAUGAUAGAAGGCAAGGGAGAUGGUCAUGGCGCAUCCGCAAUCAAAUGGACGACCCGUUGUUGAUGAUGUACGGAGUACAAGAAGUCUAUCGAUUCGAGUGCUCAACAUGGCAGCAUUCACUUGCAUUGUAUCUUGCAACCUCCGAUCCAGCGUCGCCAAGGUUAUGGCUUCCUAGACGUGCGACUUCGUAUCCCAGGGCGGCUGUAGAGUCUGCCGGGCCAGACAAAGAUCUGGCUGCUGUACUGUGCUAUAGGGGACACAGAAGAGGCAUAAGGGACGCUAAGGAAAAGCGGUCAACCAGAGGACACACUCCGGUCCGCAUUGACGGUACAGCCUGAUCCCAUGCUCGUUUUCUUCACGUUUCCUUUGCCGUGCUUUAUUGCACAAGCUGCGAGAUUCUUCGUUUUAGUUUGAACUUUGAAGAUGUGAGCGUCCUAGGAAAGCAUGCAGAGAUAAGCCUUGAUCCGAAGAACGACAAAUACCUGCCCUUAUUAUUAGGGUACAUGAGGGUCGAAUCAGUAGUACAAUACUCAGUACGGAGUAUGUAUGGGAUCAUUAUGGCGGACAUCGCGUCAGCAUUUAGACCGGUGACCAAUGAGCCACAGACGAUGAUCAUUGGAUAGGGAUCAGGGCUUUACCGAGAAAUGGAUAGCUGGGGGCUGGUUCGCGACAUGACAGGUCGAGCACGACGGGCCCUGGCAGGUUGGCGCAGGUCUUGCCAGGGUGGAAAUGGAGAUCGACCUCAAAGCAUCGACGAAGGAGGUUCGAGAUAGAUGAGCACGCCAUUUCGCUCCCUGUGAAAAGUGAAAGUGCCCCCUCUUCCUGGCGCUCAUUAGCAGUGGCACGCAAUGGUACGGAGUAAUGACAAUAACGAAGAAGACGGGAGAAUCGAAGACAUGUGAAGGGAGCAACUCUGAUCCCCACUGAUGAAGUCGUCCAAGAUCAGAUUCCCCUUGAGUCAUGGGCUUCUUUUUCCCUCUGGAAGAAACUGUGCCGGGAGCACAGAUCAGCCUACUAGCCUGAGCAACCGUUUGGGACGACGGGCUUUGGGAGGCCAUGGGAGGCUCGUUCACGCGGCAAGCCUCUGGGAAGCACAGACACAGGUACGGACGAGUCCUUCCAGUGCCUCGGGUGUGCUUGAAAACCCCAAUUGAUCGGCAGUAAAAAUUCAGCUUUGCCAACUGGACGAGACGAGCACAGAGAUAGCCCACGAUAGCCUUGCGAACCUCAGGUGGGUAUGCCAGCAACAGGUCAACUGUACACUGGUGACUAUCCUCCUCGUACCAAUGUUGCCAUCGAGACUCGUUGGUCUUGACUAAUA
Molecule: messenger RNA, 3244 nt
Organism: Exophiala xenobiotica
Lineage: Eukaryota; Fungi; Ascomycota; Eurotiomycetes; Chaetothyriales; Herpotrichiellaceae
Product: chaperone DnaJ, variant
Exons: 2
Coding region: 595-1590 (331 amino acids)
Biological process (GO): response to heat; protein refolding
Cellular component (GO): nucleus; cytoplasm; cytosol
Molecular function (GO): Hsp70 protein binding; ATP binding
Source: RefSeq, a predicted model, not a curated record